AGCAUCACAAUACCCCUGGGAAGUACUAUCAUCUCCAUUUGAUUGCCGAAAUAACCCAAAGCAUAGAAUGGUUAUAUGACUUGCUUCCAGCCACAGCUGACCCACUAAAUUACACGUUUUUCUUGAAAAUUACACUUACUAAAAAAGUACAACAGUUUACUACAGUCUUGGAUCAGAGGCAAUGCUAGCCUACUGGGGGCCCUAAGUAGGAAUAUUUUUGGCUCCCCCCUACCCCCAGGUAAAGUUACUAAUUGCAUUAUUUCCACAAACCAAAAAAUAUACCCACACUAUAUAUACUAAUACACUUGUUAAAAAGUCCACAUUAAAUAAGAUGAACAGUAUUUUGGGGGUAAUACUAAAUUGGGGCCCCUUUGAGCUGCUUGGAGCCCUGAUCAACUGAAGUCUGCUUAUUACCUUACCCGUUUAGUACCACCACUGCUUGGACUUAAAUGCUAAAGUGUCAUAUUGUAAGCGAUCAUGUAUGUGGCAGCCACGUUUAAAAAAUAUGAAUAUUGUCAUCACAGCUGCAGAAUCAGGACAGAAAAAUUGUAUGUUGUAUUACAGAGAUAGGCCUGGUAUAAUGGUCUGAGCAAAUCAUCCUCAGCUCUGGUUUUCCCAGUGCAUUGAAUCUUCGACAUGAGUCACUAUUAGACUACACAUUCUUUGGAUAAGGGCUUCUCCGUGUGCAUUAUACAGCCCGAAGCACAUUGCUAUCUUUAAAUAAAUACAAAGAAGUACAGGAUUUAAUAAUCCACAGGCUGUUUAUGUUUUAGUACUAUUGGGGCUCCAUUGUACUAGACAUAGUAAUAGAUAUUUCAUGCCCUGAAGUGCUUACAAUUAGAGCUAGUCAAAAUGUAUUGCUUGAAACUUUUUUUGAUGAAAAAAUGAUUUUUUCAUCAGAAGAGAAAUUUCUGCUUUUGAUGUGUUUUCAACAAAUUUUUUCAAGUAUUCAAAGAAAAAAACAUUUUUCUGUUUUCAACUUAAAAUAAACCAAACACGCUUUUUGGGUUGAAGUUUUAUUGGAAAAACCUCAAAAACCUUUGAAGAAAAAAUUAAACAAAACUUACAAAAAUAUUAUUUUCACUGCAAUAUGUCACAGGAACAAACAGAAACUAUCCCAACCAGCACUCCUUACAAUAUAGAUAACCCUGACAUACGAAGGGAGGGGAAAUCGAGGCAGAGAGGAGUGAAAUGAUUGGCCAAAGGUCACAUAAUAGCCUAUUGGCAGAGGUGGGAACAGACCCCAGGUCUUCUGCCUUCCAGUACCCCAUGUAAGCCCAUGCAGCGUUGGUGUGUAGAAAGUUUUUGUACAGCACUGUCAAGGAAAGUCCUCUUCUCCUGACAGGGAAAGUUUAGUAGUGUUAAGAGGGAGAGGAAUCCCACCAGAGGCUAAGAAGUGCCCACCCCCCAAAUUCCUGCACUGUUCUUGUUGGGUCUCCUCUGGUCCCGCAUGAGGUUGGUAGCAACAGGUUUCAGAGGAAUGUCCUUGAGUAACCCCUGUUCUUGUCCCAGCACCUCCCCCAUGCCUUCUGCGGUCUCGGUAGCAACGUUAUUCCUUUAAGAGGCGGCGGGGGUUCCUUCUCCUCCUUCAUGCGACUUGACACAGGCCUGGCCACGCCCCCCCUCGCCUGUUCUAUCAUCGCAGGGGCAUCUCUCCUCCCUCUCCCCUCCCUGCCCCCAGCAACUCUUGCGCCGAUUGGCUCCGGCUGCGCAAGAGGCGGCCUCGCGUUCGAAGAAAAAGAUACCCGGACGUUCCAAUGGGAAGCGCGUUCGGAAAAAUGAUACACAACGUUCCAACGGGGAAGGGAAGCGUCCCGAUUGGUCCCGGAUGCCAUCAGGGCUGACCAGCGGCUGCUGCCGAGUGAGGCCGCUGGGCUCCUUGCUUCUCGCCCUGCUAGGGGAACUGUAGGCAGCAAGCAGCAUUGAAUGGGCUGGGAGACAGCAGCGGAGGCACCCUGGGGUUUGCAGCGUGUGUGGAAGUUCUCGCCAUGAGCCGUCCCCAGGCGGCAGCAACUGCUGCUACUGCAGCCCGAGCCCCCUCCUCUUUGCUUCUCCUGUUCCCACCCCUUGGCAUCUGAGGCGGAUCCCAGUGCAGACCCUGAGGCUCAUUAACUCCUCUGACCUGCUUAGUAUGUUUAAUUAAUUGAUUCCCCUUCCUCCUUCUAAGGUGCCUGGAAAUCUGUGUCCAAUUGAGAGGAGAGGGGUGUUCCUCUGUGGAUAAAGUUUCAAAUAGACUAAGAACAUAUACUUGUAUUUUUUUUAUUUGGUUGCACUAGUGGAAAUUCCUUCGUUGGUGAGGUUUUUUUUUUUUUUUUAAAGGGUUAUUGGAGGGGUGUGUGAGGAAACCAUGGGACUACCUGCUUUGGAAUUUAGUGACUGCUGCUUGGACAGCCCCCAGUUCCGAGAGACGCUGAAAUCUCAUGAAGCUGAGCUGGACAAGACCAACAAAUUCAUCAAGGAGCUGAUCAAAGAUGGGAAGUCGCUCAUUGCAGCACUCAAGAAUCUGUCUUCAGCAAAGCGGAAGUUUGCAGAUUCCCUAAAUGAGUUUAAAUUCCGAUGUAUAGGAGAUGCAGAAACAGAUGAUGAAAUAUGCAUAGCAAAAUCCCUGCAAGAAUUUGCCACCGUUCUCCGGAAUCUCGAAGAUGAGCGAAUGCGCAUGAUUGAGAAUGCUGGUGAGGUCCUGAUCACUCCACUGGAGAAGUUCCGCAAGGAGCAAAUUGGUGCUGCUAAGGAUGCCAAGAAGAAGUACGACAAGGAGACAGAGAAGUAUUGUGGUGUCUUGGAAAAGCACUUAAACUUGUCUUCUAAGAAGAAAGAAUCCCAACUUCAAGAGGCAGACAGCCAGGUAGACCUGGUUCGACAGCAUUUUUAUGAAGUCUCCCUUGAGUAUGUCUUCAAGGUGCAAGAAGUCCAGGAGAGGAAGAUGUUUGAAUUCGUGGAACCUCUGCUGGCAUUCCUGCAAGGGCUCUUCACAUUCUACCAUCAUGGCUAUGAACUCGCAAAGGACUUCAGUGACUUCAAGACAGAGCUGACAAUCAGCAUACAGAAUACAAGAAAUCGUUUUGAAGGGACCCGGUCGGAGGUUGAGUCCUUGAUGAGGAAGAUGAAGGAGAAUCCGGACGAGCACAAGAACAUCAGCCCUUUCACAAUGGAAGGCUAUCUCUAUGUCCAGGAGAAACGUCACUUUGGGACCUCCUGGGUGAAGCAUUACUGCACAUAUCAGAGGGAAUCGAAACGAAUCACUAUGGUACCAUUUGACCAGAAGUCUGGAGGAAAAGGGGGAGAAGAUGAAGCAGUCACACUCAAAUCCUGCAUACGCCGGAAAACUGACUCGAUAGAGAAGAGGUUUUGCUUUGAUGUGGAAGCAGUGGAUCGGCCUGGUGUGAUCACCAUGCAAGCACUUUCUGAAGAGGACCGAAAGCUUUGGAUGGAGGCUAUGGAUGGCCGGGAACCGGUCUACAACUUGAACAAAGACAAUCAAAGUGAAGGCACUGCUCAGUUGGAUAAUAUUGGAUUCAGCAUUAUCAGGAAAUGCAUACAUGCUGUCGAAACAAGAGGGAUCAAUGAGCAAGGGCUCUACCGAAUUGUUGGAGUAAACUCCAGAGUUCAAAAGCUAUUGAGUAUCUUAAUGGAUCCCAAAACAGCUUCUGAAACAGAAACGGACAUUUGUGCUGAGUGGGAGAUAAAGACUAUCACCAGUGCACUGAAAACUUACUUGAGAAUGCUCCCUGGACCACUCAUGAUGUACCAGUUUCAAAGAAGCUUCAUCAAAGCAGCAAAGCUGGAGAAUCAGGAGUCCAGAAUCUCCGAGAUCCAUAACCUUGUUCAUCGGCUCCCAGAAAAAAACAGACAGAUGCUGCAGAUGCUCACGAACCACUUGGCAAAUGUUGCUAAUAAUCACAAACAGAAUCUAAUGACUGUUGCUAAUCUGGGUGUGGUAUUUGGACCAACGCUGCUUCGACCUCAAGAAGAAACUGUUGCAGCGAUUAUGGACAUCAAGUUUCAGAAUAUUGUAGUUGAGAUUUUAAUAGAAAACCAUGAAAAGAUAUUUAACACUGUACCGGAGACACUACCACCAAACUCGCAGCUGCUGCUACUAUCUCGUAAGAAGAGUACUGAUUCCAAGCCUCCUUCCUGCAGCGAGAGACCAUUAACACUCUUCCACACAGCACAGGCCAAUGAAAACCAGGAGACAAGGAACAGUAUCAUCAACUCCAGCCUGGAAUCUGUCAUCUCUUCAAAUGUCAACAGCUUCCUCCACUCCAACAGCACUCUCCGACCCAACCUGAACUCGAGUGAUCCUGACCUAGAAGUAAUUAAACCUAGUCGGCCAAACUCACUCCCUCAGAAUCCAAGCCCAACAUCACCCCUUUCACCGUCCUGGCCCAUGUUCUCUGCGCCAUCAAGUCCUAUGCCCACCUCCUCUACGUCCAGCGACUCAUCCCCCAUCAGCUCACCAUUCCGGAAAGCCAGAGCGUUGUAUGCUUGCAAAGCAGAACAUGACUCAGAGCUCUCCUUCACAGCAGGCAUCAUAUUUGAUAAUGUUCAUCCAUCUCAGGAGCCUGGUUGGUUGGAAGGAACCCUGAAUGGGAAGACAGGACUAAUCCCUGAAAACUAUGUGGAGUUCCUAUAACUUUGGCACAGAAGCAACACUGCUGAGCUUUACAUGGUAUCCAUGACAACUGCUGAUUAGAGUGUUGUAGAUCAUUUGCUCUUUGCCACCGUGAAAUGCAGGGUGAAGGACUUUCCGAUUCCUAUUGAAAUUAAUGUUUAUAUGAAUGAUAAUGUAUAUGUCUCCUUUGGUGAUCUAUUGUGGUGUGUGCAAAUAUACUGCAGAAGGGGCGGUCAGAGGCUCCAAGGAGGUCAUUCAACUCUUCCAACUUCUAGUAAAGGUGUGUGAUUCCUACAGCCACUGCUCCCACAUACUCAACUUUGUUCCUUUUGUUGAGCCAUUGUAUUAAUGAAAGGAGAAAUGGCGAAGUGCAAAAGCUUAAAAAGGAAUAUUAAUACCCAUUUCAGGGCCCUAUUCUGCAAACCCUUGAUUUGAAUGAGUAGUCCCACUGACAUCAAUCUAGACUUCAGUGAAACGGCUUAUCUGAGUACUAUUUGCACAAAUCCAGGGUAUGUAGUUUGGACCUUAAGCCACCAUUUCACAUUGUGGGGAGGAGAUUAUAUGGGAGCGAGGAGGCUGUUGCCAUUUCUUGCUCACAAAUUCUCCCCUCCUUGUUGAAUCAGCCAUAAUUGAUCUCUUAUUGGCUAACAGCAAAACAGUCUCUCUCUCAUAUAGCUGUGAGAAGGGGAGAGGUUAAGGUACUGUUUACAUACGUCAAACCAUUAACCGUUUCUGCAGUAGCAGUUUGCACAGCCCUGAGCCAUCCUUGACAGGAUUCAGUCCAGUCUCGACAAACGCAACACACCGAUUAUUCCCAUACCCUGAUGUUGAUGAUAGCCCUACUUUACUUAGUAUUUUAUAUUUUUUAAAAUGCCAUUGUUUUCUGAUGGUGAAAGCAAAAACAAAAGAAGUUGAAUGAUCUCUGUGGGGUGAGCGCACGAUCAGCUGUGAAUUUUCUGCGCUCUGAUGAGCAUCAGCACAAUGGAGGAGAGAAUAUUUUGGACCAAACCUUUCAUAACUUUUUUUUUUUUUUAGAUUUAGAUUUAUGCUGGGUAAACAUCUGUGAUCUGUACAGUCGGCAUUUCCUUCCUGGAAGGCAAGAUGCAGCUCAUGAUAAAUACCACUUGUUUUGUGUGACUUGCUGAUUCGUAUCAUCACUUACCAGUGCACAUUGUAGAGCGAGGAAUCCAUGCUUAUUGAAUACCCGGGCCACUCUUCCGUUAAUUUUGGUUAAAUUUGCCAUUCACUGCAGUUGUUUUUAUAGAUGGCGUCUUUGCUUGCAGCCUAGCAUAUAGUCUGGUGAGGCAAAGUCCGUGCAGUACUGAUUAUACAAAAUAAAUCUUUUGUAGCUAUAUAAGCAUUUAUUGUUCAUGUAGCCAAUUGAAAUUCUAAGGAAAACAAACAGUUAGUCCUUCCAAUGGUUUUUAUUUCACUCCUCCUCUCUUCCCUUAGAAAGUCUUGAAGCCUCCUCUUUUGAGUACCUGGUUUGGCAUAGAGUCACUCCAGUCUUAUAUUGUUCUCAAGAAAGUUUUUUUUGCGUAGUACUUAGCACAGCUCAGAUUAUAUUAAAAAAAAAGAAAAGUCAAACUUUCCUGAUAUUUUGUCAAGUGCUACAACAUUUUAUAAUAGAAAAUCAUGAGAAAAGCUGGCGUCUUGGCAGGAAGAAUUAUUUGUCUACCAUCACGUUAUUACGCAGAGAUGGGAUUUAGGGAAUGGAUUUAUUUUCUUUUUUAAUUAUUUUUUUAAGAACAUGAGUGCUUGAAUUGCUGUAUGUUUCACUUUUUAUUGUUGGAAAAAAUCAUAUGUAAAUAGGAUAAUUUGAAAUGUUAUGAGGGAAAGUUCUGUUUGAUAUUUGUAGCGGAGCUGUUAUGAGCUUGAUGUUCCAUGGAUAUUUGAAACCAAUUUACAGGGAAAAGCACACAGGCACACAACCUAACCUUUAAAUAUGUUGACCUUUUCCUUCAUUUUGUCACCAACUCUGCCAGCCAGCUGGAUUGAGUUUUGCUCACUUUUUAAUUUCAUUUCAUUAAUUAAACUUCCUAGACUGUCUCCUUCCAACACCAAAAUCUAAUGUAUACUAUACAUAAAAGAUAGGCUCGUAUGUUUGUGGGAGAGAGAGAUAAUGCGCGCACACACACACACCUUUGUGGGUUUCAGAGUAGCAGCCGUGUUAGUCUGUAUCC
This is a messenger RNA of Dermochelys coriacea (leatherback sea turtle), 6795 nucleotides long. RefSeq names its product Rho GTPase activating protein 26 (gene ARHGAP26). Gene Ontology annotation, molecular function: protein binding; GTPase activator activity. The transcript has 23 exons. Gene Ontology annotation, biological process: signal transduction. NCBI's taxonomy places the organism in Eukaryota, Metazoa, Chordata, Testudines, Dermochelyidae. Bases 2348 to 4633 code for a protein of 761 amino acids. Gene Ontology annotation, cellular component: cytoplasm. The record is from RefSeq and is a predicted model, not a curated record.